UAUUUCAGCCAAAGUCACAUAACCUAUCUAAAGAAUGAAAAGCUGGAUUCUACUGCUGGCAAUUGUAGUCAGCACAGCAGAAACACAGAUCCAGGAUGUCUGCACCCAAGGGCAUCCUGGCAUCCCUGGAAAUCCUGGGCACAAUGGCAUACCUGGUCGGGAUGGACGUGACGGGUCAAAAGGAGACAAGGGAGAUACAGGUGAACCAGGAAUUCCUGGAAGUCCAGGAAAAGAUGGUGUCAAUGGAGAGAAAGGUGAACGAGGAACCAAUGGGACUGUUGAAGAGAAGGGAAACAAAGGAGAUAAAGGAGAAAGAGGACCACCUGGGAAACUGGGACCAAAAGGAUUUAUAGGAUCAGUGGGUUACAAAGGUCAGAAGGGAGAGCUGGGACUGCAAGGACAAAAGGGGUUCAAAGGAGACAUUGGACCCAUAGGUCCAAAAGGGACAAAGGGUGAAAUUGGCCAUCCUGGAAGAGUUGGUUUCCCAGGGCCAAUUGGCCCAAUUGGUAAUCCAGGUCCUAAAGGUAAUACUGGAGGCAUAGGGCCACAGGGUAAUCCGGGAGUUCAGGGGGAAAGAGGCUUGAAAGGAGACCGAGGAGACAAGGGGGAGGUAGGUGCCCCGGGAGUCCUGCCAAGGAGUGCUUUCAGUGUCGGCCUUACAGCCAACACCAAGUUUCCCCCUCCAAAUCGCCCGAUCAAGUUUGACAAGGUGCUGUAUAACAGUCUGAAUGACUUCAGCUCGGCUACUGGCAAGUUCACCUGCAAACACCCCGGCGUUUACUAUUUCACCUACCACAUCACUGUCUACUCAAGGAACGUGCGAGUCGCUCUCGUGAAGAACGGCAUCAAGAUGCUGCACACGGUGGACAGGUACCAGAGCGGAGAGGACCAGGCCUCGGGAGCCGCCAUCCUUGAGCUGCAGGGAGGAGAUGAGGUGUGGCUGCAGGCCCACCAAGGAGAGGCUUUCAAUGGGCUCUAUGCAGAUGGUGAUGAUGAUACCACCUUCUCUGGGUUCCUCCUGUUCAGCACCGCUGACCCACUGGAGCCACUGCUGCUGCACACCCUGUAG
Molecule: messenger RNA, 1069 nt
Organism: Agelaius phoeniceus (red-winged blackbird)
Lineage: Eukaryota; Metazoa; Chordata; Aves; Passeriformes; Icteridae
Molecular function (GO): protein binding
Source: RefSeq, a predicted model, not a curated record